Molecule: messenger RNA, 1440 nt
Organism: Belonocnema kinseyi
Lineage: Eukaryota; Metazoa; Arthropoda; Insecta; Hymenoptera; Cynipidae
Product: myrosinase 1-like
Exons: 8
Coding region: 1-1440 (479 amino acids)
Biological process (GO): carbohydrate metabolic process
Molecular function (GO): beta-glucosidase activity
Source: RefSeq, a predicted model, not a curated record
AUGCGAGCACAUUGCGACAAAGAUUGGCCGUUUCCAAAAGAUUUUAUAAUAGGAUCAGCUUCCUCCGCAUAUCAGAUAGAAGGAGGAUGGAAUACAAGUGGCAAAGGUGAAAAUAACUGGGAUUGGUAUACACAUAAUAAACCAUGGUUGAUUGCUGAUGGAAGCAAUGGAGAUGUCGCCUGUGAUUCUUUUUAUAAAUACAAGGAAGAUGUUGCGAUUCUGAAAGACAUUGGCUUCGACUUCUACCGAUUUUCAAUAAGCUGGUCCCGAAUAUUUCCCACUGGUUUCUCCAAUGAGACUAGUAAAGAGGGUAUUCAAUAUUACCAUGAUCUUAUUGAUGAACUUCGGUCAAAAGGAAUUGAGCCAUUUGUCACCAUCUACCACUGGGAUCAUCCUCAGAUUUUAGAAAAAAUGGGAGGAUGGGUGAACGAACUGAUGGUGGAUUUCUUCACCGAUUUUGCUAGACUUGUAUUCCAAGAAUUUGGUCCCAAAGUCAGAUACUUUGCGACCAUUAAUGAGCCAAGUUUUUUUUGUUUUGGAGGAUAUGGGGGAGCAGUUACAGCUCCUGCAUGGAAUUUGACUCUGAAUGCAGAAUAUCUGUGUAUGCAUAAUGCACUAAAAGCUCAUGCCAAGGCCUAUCACAUGUAUGACGAGGAAUUUCGUUCAACUCAGAAUGGCAAAAUUGGUAUUGUAUUGACAUGUCAAUACUUUUUCGGUCAAGAUAAGAAUGACACUGUAACGCCAGAUAUAGCCUUUCAAUAUGAUUGUGGCUGGACGGCCCACCCAAUUUUUUCAAAACUUGGUGAUUAUCCAAAAAUUAUGAGGAAACGAAUUGACGAGAACAGCAGAAUUCAAGGCUGGCCUCGUUCAAGGUUACCUACAUUCACACAAAAAGAAAUUGAAUAUAUCAGAGGUACUGCAGAUUAUUUUGGAUUAAAUCACUACACAUCACAUAUAGCCGUGCCCGUUAAAAGGGGUACUGGUGAAGUAUGGGAAAAUGAUCGAGGCUUUCACCAAGCAGUAGAUCCUAAAUGGCCUGUAUCUGCAGCUUCUUGGCUGAUGAUGGUACCUGAAGGAUUUGGAAACAUUCUUCGGCGGAUAACAAAGGAAUAUGGAAACCUACCAAUUUAUGUUACCGAAAAUGGAUACGCAGAUCAUGGAAGUCUAAACGACCAUGAGCGACUAAAAUAUUAUUAUGCCUACCUGAAGGAAAUGUUAGUAGCUAUAAAUGAUGGAUGUAACGUUAAAGGCUAUACGGCUUGGAGUUUUUUAGAUGAUUUUGAGUGGCGAGGUGGCUACACAACACUAUUCGGGAUUGUACAUGUCGACUUUAAUGAUCCAGGAAGAAAAAGAACUUAUAAAAAAUCCGCUAAAUGGUACAAAGAUUUGCUCAAGUGUCGCAAACUUAUUCCUGUGCAUAAUUACACAAACAAUAAUUAA